AUGAGUGAUUUAAGUCCCCAUCAGCAAACGGGAGUGCAGCUUGGUCAUCAGGUAUCCGAAGAGGAUAUUAAACGGUACAGAGAAAUCUUUCAGCUCGUGGAUCGCGAUGGAGGAGGUGAAAUCGAACAGGAAGAGCUUGGUACUUUGAUGAGGACUCUGGGCUUGAAACCUUCGGAUGAAGAAAUCAACGAGAUGAUGAAAGAGGCUGAUGCCGAUAAUUCAGGUGCCAUCGACUUUGAUGAAUUUGUAGCCGUCAUGUCGAGGAGCGUUCAAUCGCAAUAUACCGUCGAGCAGUAUAUCAAUGCUUUUAAAACUUUUGAAACUGAUGAUUGUCCCUAUGGAGUAGUGAAAACCAAGGUGUUGGAGCAUGCCUUAACCACCUACGGCGACAAUCCAAUUACAUUACAGGAGGCUACUGAAUUGUUGGCCAAUGUGGAUCCAGAAAAUACGGGAAAGAUUAAUUACAUUAAUUAUAUCAACAUGCUGGCCGUUCAAUCAGGAGGUCAACAGCAACAGAAAAAUAGUUAA
Naegleria fowleri is the source of this 528-nucleotide messenger RNA. RefSeq lists its product as uncharacterized. Gene Ontology annotation, molecular function: calcium ion binding. Lineage: Eukaryota; Heterolobosea; Eutetramitea; Acrasida; Naegleriidae. The record is from RefSeq and is a predicted model, not a curated record. The transcript has 3 exons. Bases 1 to 528 code for a protein of 175 amino acids. Gene Ontology annotation, cellular component: cytoplasm.